AUGUCCUCCUCGGCGAGCAACCCCUGGGCAGAGCCCAUGUCCAAGCCUGCAGACGAGAUGAAGACCUACCUUGCGACCCUGCCCGACUUUGUCGAGGGCUCGAAGCGCCUCGAUGUCCGCCCGACCCACCUCGAGCACGCCGCCGUCGGCCACAAGCAAGGCUGGAUCGUGACCGCCGGCGCAACAUUCGCCGACGACGCACGGACCAAGAUGACUGGGUCGUGGUUCUGCCUGCGCGAGGAGUCGCUCGACAAGGCGCGAGAGCGGUUGAGUCGGGACGUGUACGCGACUGGAGGAGCAUGGGACAUGUCCAAGGCUACCAUCACGCCCGUCGCUGUCGCCAAGCACUGAAACGCGGUGCUUCUCUGCACGAGCCUCGCUC
Molecule: messenger RNA, 382 nt
Organism: Rhodotorula graminis WP1
Lineage: Eukaryota; Fungi; Basidiomycota; Microbotryomycetes; Sporidiobolales; Sporidiobolaceae
Exons: 5
Coding region: 1-351 (116 amino acids)
Source: RefSeq, a predicted model, not a curated record